AUGUAUGUGCACAAAUUACUUAGGUGCCCAAAUCAUGGGCUUGCUUUUGGGAGCUUUGCAUUCCCAGUCCUGUCACGGACAUCAAUCGUGACCCACGCAAAACGGAAAGGCGUCGGCAAGGGGCUCCGGGAGCUGCAGCAGCUCGCUUCGCCGUUGAGUGCCAACACCACUAGCACCACAAGCAGUAGCAGCAUCGUGAGCAACAACAGCACCACUAGCAGCAGUAGCAGUGGACCAUUUGAUAGUCUCCUGGUUCGGAUUUUAGCGUCUGUGGCAGCGAUUAUGGCGGUGAUUAGCGUUUUCUACAGCAUCGUGUUUUACGGCGCAUCAAAUGCCGUGUACUUUUUUAAGGACCAGCUGGCGGUCAUUACGAAGAAGGACUUUGUGCCGUACUCGGAGAGACGCCGGUUGGAGCAGGUUGAGGUAUUGGCUAAGCUGGAGGCGGAACAAGCUGAGCGGUUGAAGGCGCGGGAAGCAGGCGGUGAGGCGGCGGUGGUGGCGGGAGAGGAGGGAGCUCCGGAACCAUCGAGGGACAGCAUCACCGCCACCACGGCAGCAGCAGCAGGUGGAGGAGUGACAGGGGCAGCUGCCGGGGUGGAGGAAGAUGCCAGCAGCUCGGCCGAGCUGCUCAACCUGCUUCCGAGCAGCAGCGGCAGCCGGAGGAAAUGA
This is a messenger RNA of Volvox carteri f. nagariensis, 669 nucleotides long. RefSeq lists its product as uncharacterized. The coding region runs from base 1 to 669 and encodes 222 amino acids. NCBI's taxonomy places the organism in Eukaryota, Viridiplantae, Chlorophyta, Chlorophyceae, Chlamydomonadales, Volvocaceae. The record is from RefSeq and is a predicted model, not a curated record. The transcript is spliced from 6 exons.